GAAUUUCAAUCCAAUGUCCAUGCUCAUGCUCCUUUUUCACCACUGAAAUGCUACCUCUUCUUCCUCUUUCUUCUCCUUCUUCCUCCUCUCCUCUUAACUCAGAUUAAUCUCCUCUCAAGAACCCUAAUACUAAAUUCAUCACAGACCUUAAAUUUUUCACUCGAGACAUGUCACUAGCUCCCUCGCUUCCCCGCUUGCACUCUCCAUUCCUUUGUUGCCCUCUUAAGCUUUCCACCACCGCUACUUCUUUUUCUUCCCAAAAAUUCCCCAGAAAUCAACGGUCGCCAGCGUCUUAUCCGUGCAUUAGGGCUUUGGAUCUCGAUCAAAACACGGUUGUGGCAAUAUCAGUUGGAGUCGUCAGUGUUGCUGUUGGUAUAGGCGUUCCGAUCUUCUACGAAUCCCAAAUCGACAAUGCUGCGAAGCGAGAGAACACUCAGCCAUGCUUCCCAUGCAGUGGUUCCGGCGCCCAAAAAUGCAGAUUUUGCUUGGGAACUGGAAAUGUAACAGUGGAGCUUGGUGGUGAUGACAAAGAAGUGUCUCGAUGCAUCAAUUGCGAUGGUGCUGGUUCUUUGACAUGCACUACAUGUCAGGGUUCUGGGAUUCAACCUCGGUACCUUGAUCGGAGAGAAUUCAAAGACGAUGACUGAAGUGAAGUCCCUCGGAAUAAGCUAUUUUCGGCUAUUUGUCUCAACAAUUGAGAAGAAGAAAUCAGCAAUUUUUUGCCCUACUGUUGUUGUUCACUUAUUCUACAGUGAUUAAAUUGUUUAUAUGCAUUUUCUUUGGCGAUCUAACUACUUUUUCUUCGCCUCUGUUUCUUGUCUUUUUGUCAAAGUUUAUUUUAAUAAAAAAUGGCACUUUUAACUUGUCA
Molecule: messenger RNA, 868 nt
Organism: Humulus lupulus (European hop)
Lineage: Eukaryota; Viridiplantae; Streptophyta; Magnoliopsida; Rosales; Cannabaceae
Product: protein SPA, chloroplastic
Exons: 5
Coding region: 168-647 (159 amino acids)
Source: RefSeq, a predicted model, not a curated record